AUGAGAACGAAUUGAGGUUAACGUUCUACUGUAGUUUAGUAAGCCUUAUAUUAUUAUUUAUUAUUUAAAAGAUUUGUUAUUAUACUACAGAUUAUUAUAAUUUUUAUAGUUAACAAUUAAUAAUUUGGAGCCUGGAACAUCAUGUUAAACUGUUCAACUAAAGCUAUUUGUAGCCGAGGAUUUAUACCAAAUGUCAUCAGUGUUCGAUACCGAAGAGUCAAUGUACAGAAACCCAGAAAACCAGAUCAUUACCGUGCAGUCAUUGAUACAAUUACAAAGCCUAAAUAUCCGUGGCCAAAACCAUCAGAUAUGACAUGGAGUGAAAGAUGUCCUAAGCCGAUCAGUAAAGCAUCUAAACAAAUUGAAAAUAAUCCAUAUGAAAAUAUUUUGGCGAAAGAACUUAGAGAAUUAUUUGAACAGAGCGCAAUGGUUGCAAUAUUUCAUAAAAAUCCUGUAAAGGGGGAAAUUGACUUCAAAACUAGAAAAACUUUUAAAAUGGCUGGUAUGGACCAAGUUGUGUAUGGUAAAAGCACUUUAAAACUAGCUUUAGCAGAAACAAAUUAUGCUGUAGUGUUGGAUUUAUUUCAAUCGCACAGCUCAAUAGUAUUCAGUAGCACAUCACAGGUACCUAAAUUAUUAAAAAUUAUAAAGAAGAUGCCUCAUUUAAUUUUAUUAGCAUCCAUAGUUGAUGGAAAAUUGUUAAGCAAAAACCAAACUGUAGAAUAUGGAAAUCUAGUAAAUAUUGAUAACGCCAGAGCAGCACUGAUUGGUGUAAUACAACAAGUAAACAAUAGGUGUUUGCAGACUAUAGGACAAACACAGUUGACAAUGGUUCGAUAUUUGGAACAAUAUGGACAGUCAUUAGAUGUUAAUACAGAAAAAAAGUCCACAGAAGAAUCAGACUAACUUAAUAUCGAAAUAAACUUUGUAAAAAGCAAAUUGUUUUUGUUACAACAUUCGUUUUAUAGAUAAUUUAUCAUUUUAAUUUUCAAUAAAAUAUUUGUAUUAAAUGAA
Molecule: messenger RNA, 1014 nt
Organism: Rhopalosiphum padi (bird cherry-oat aphid)
Lineage: Eukaryota; Metazoa; Arthropoda; Insecta; Hemiptera; Aphididae
Gene: mRpL10
Product: large ribosomal subunit protein uL10m
Exons: 2
Coding region: 142-906 (254 amino acids)
Biological process (GO): translation
Cellular component (GO): mitochondrial large ribosomal subunit
Molecular function (GO): structural constituent of ribosome
Source: RefSeq, a predicted model, not a curated record